Messenger RNA from Planococcus citri (citrus mealybug), 1196 nucleotides. RefSeq lists its product as uncharacterized. NCBI's taxonomy places the organism in Eukaryota, Metazoa, Arthropoda, Insecta, Hemiptera, Pseudococcidae. The record is from RefSeq and is a predicted model, not a curated record. Bases 174 to 1070 code for a protein of 298 amino acids. The transcript is spliced from 5 exons.
UUGAUUAUUGCUUACGUAUUACGCUUUUUUCGUCGUUGGUCAAAAUUUUCCAGUAAUUUUCAUUUUUUCUAUCAAUUACCUAAUCACAUCAAGUAAAUUUCUUAAAAUUAUAUUAUGAUCAGGAGUGAAAUACGAAAUACAUUUGAUGAUGGUAAUAAAAAUGAUUUUAGAUAAUGACGACCAUCGAAGAAGACAUCGUUCCUAUAGCCAUUCUCGGAUUUUUGGUGUUUGGAGAGAACACUGACGAGUUGGUAGAUCAAUUGAAAGAACUAGGAGUUCUGCGUUUAACUGACAACAAGGAAUUGACGAAUAAAUCUGAAAAUAACUCGUCAAAUGAACUGAAAAAGUCUGCCUCAUCGUCAAAACAACAUCUCACUCGUACCAUGUCAAUUAACAUUCAUGGCACAGUGGAAGUUGAACGACAAUUCGUCAAUGGAAUUGAAAAAUUCAAAGUCAUCACCAAAACAGAUGAACCAUUCAAACUCGACGCUUUGGAACAAGAAGUAUUCGUAUUGAAAGAAAAGGAUGUCAAAUUGAAUUUCCAAAUGAAAAAUGUCCAUUUAUACGAUGUCAAUAAUUUCAUAAUUCAAGGCACCAAAAGUUUAAGCAAAGACGACUGGGCUCAAAUUACAUUCGAUCUACCUCGAACCGUGAAACUUACUUGUCGUUAUUUUAUCAAUGGAAUGGUUUUAGGGAAAACAGUGCGCGACAGUGGCACAGCAGAGAUACAAUUGAUCGGAGUAAACGUGAGCGGUAAAGUUAAAGUGAGCGUAACAACCAAAGAAAUAAACAUCUUGGAAUUAGAUUUAUCUUACUCAUUUGAAAAUCUUGUAGUGGAAAAAAUCAGUCUGUUAUUCGCGGGAAUGACGAAAGACGAAAUUUCCAAAUUAUUUAGCGAUACGACGAAAAAAUAUUUGAAAGAAAACAUGGACCUAAUUUCUGGCCGAUUAUCAAGAGAAAUUAAAUCAAAAUUAAAUACAAGAUUGAAAAAUAUUUCAAGCGCCAAAAUCGUUCACCAAGUUAAACAUAAACAUGUUAAGGAAGAUGAUAAUAGUAUACCAAAAUUGUGAAAAGAUAUUCUGUUUAGCUGAAAAAUUCGAGAGAUUACCACGCAUUGGUAAUAUUUUGUAUUUCAAGUGAAAAUAAUUCACUUCAUUUGAAUUAUAAUAAAUUUGUCAUUAAAAUUUCUCGUUAAA